Bipolaris oryzae ATCC 44560 is the source of this 1134-nucleotide messenger RNA. RefSeq lists its product as uncharacterized. Gene Ontology annotation, cellular component: mitochondrion. The record is from RefSeq and is a predicted model, not a curated record. Bases 1 to 1134 code for a protein of 377 amino acids. The transcript has 8 exons. Gene Ontology annotation, molecular function: molybdenum ion binding; oxidoreductase activity. Lineage: Eukaryota; Fungi; Ascomycota; Dothideomycetes; Pleosporales; Pleosporaceae.
AUGACGGAUUCAAAGAGACAAGUGGGAACCACCAAUCAGCUGACCAUCGAUGAAGAAGCCAUCAGGACCGUUGGUGAUCGUGGCAAGCUAUUUGGUCGCGAGAGGAAGGGUUGGGUAGGGUUUGUAGAGUGGAAAGAUCAUCCUGACAAGAAGCUAGGCCCUAUUCCAGGAACUCGCUGGAAGAUGUGGCAUCAUGCUGUCGGUGACGAAAUCACCCAAAUCCCAGGCGACCCCUGGGACAUCGUUUUGAAAGAGAAGCAUCCUGACAUACUUCGCCUACUGCAGUUCCCAUAUAAUGGAGAGCCGCCUAAGCGAUUCUUUACUGAUAGAGAGAUUACACUAAACCCAUUGCAUCUUUCAGGGACCAUGGUGACACCACGUUUGUUGACCCUAGAUGGGCUUAUGGAUCAAACUAAAUUCCCUCACAUCGAGAAAGUGGUAACGAUACAAUGCUCCGGCACGAGACUCAUUGAACAGAUUCUGAAGUAUCCUGACGACAAAGUCAUGAAUUAUCUUGUCAGCGUCCCUUGGUCUAAGGUUAAGGAAAACGAAGUUCUCUUAGCAUGGGAGAUGAACGGAGAGCCAAUGCCUCGCAUUCAUGGCUGCCCUCUCCGACUUGUUAUCUUGGGUUACAUUGAUGCAAGAAGCGCGAAGUGGGUGUAUCGGACCAAAGCCAUCGAGAAGCCAUCCCGGGCGCCUGUGCAAAGCCAAAAGUACCUCUAUUUUCCUCAACAAGUGGGCAAACAUGAGCUGGGAUUGACAGACUGGAUUCAGGCUCAAAAAAUGUCAGUCAGCUCGGCAGUUAUGUCACCGUGGACAAAGCAAGUGCCAAAACGCAUCGAGCUUUCGGCGGACGGCGGGUUUAACUGGUACACAGUCCCUUUCAAAAAUAUGUCUAAGAAACGCAAGUGGAUCUGGCGUACCUACAAGUUCGAUCUUCCAUAUGACCUUGAAGGUCGGGUUGAGAUUGUGUAUCAAUGUUGGGACAACGCACUCAACACACAACCUCCUGACGUUCGAACCGCUUGGAACUGGGUCUUGUAUGUCACUAACUCCUGCCAUCGUAUCUCCGUGUAUAGCGUCAACAAAUCUUCGUCUAAGAUAUACUGUUCUAGAUGCUUGAAGAAUUUUUAA